This is a messenger RNA of Arachis ipaensis, 1283 nucleotides long. Its product is annotated as Cytidine/deoxycytidylate deaminase family protein. Gene Ontology annotation, cellular component: cytoplasm. The record is from RefSeq and is a predicted model, not a curated record. Lineage: Eukaryota; Viridiplantae; Streptophyta; Magnoliopsida; Fabales; Fabaceae. Gene Ontology annotation, molecular function: dCMP deaminase activity; zinc ion binding.
AUGCGUCCAUUUAAAAGUUCUUUAAAAGAAUAUGGUGUAUUAUGUACAUCAGAUAAAUGGGCCUGUUCCGUUGAGCAAUGUUUUAGCCCGGCCCAACCAAUCCGAUCCAUAUGCAUGAAAAUACCAAACAGACAGGAUCAAAAAAACUAAAAAAGGUUAAACGAAAAAAAGAAUAAAAAAGAAAAAAGGGAAUAAAAAAAAAAGUUAAGUUCCCUCGCAAAGUUCCCGCGCACUGAACCUAAAUUGCCGAUUAGCCGCUGAGUUUCCCUCUUCAGUCUUCACUCCGUUCUCACUUCCCCAAAAUCCCCACCCCCCGCCGAAAAAAAAAACACUAGAAGAAAAGAAAAAAAGGUGAUGGUGGCCGUUUUACCGUUGGAAACUGCCAUGAACGCUCGCGACGCUACUCUUUUCGCCACCGCAACCCUCUUUGGCGCCGUUACCUCUGCACUUGCUUUCCGCUUCUUCUACCGCUCCCGAAACCAUCCCCAAACCCAAAACGGAACCGUUUCCAAUCACCGCCAUUCACGUGGUGACCCUUACGAUCCUUCCAAGCGCAAGCAGUACUUGUCGUGGGAUGAUUAUUUCAUGGCGAUUGCGUUUUUGUCUGCUGAAAGAUCCAAGGACCCUAACAGGCAGGUAGGGGCAUGCUUGGUGAGUCAGGAUGACAUAAUUCUUGGCAUUGGCUAUAAUGGAUUCCCAAGAGGUUGUUCCGAUGACAAGCUACCAUGGGCAAAGAAAUCCAGGAGUGGGAAUCCUUUAGAGACAAAAUACCCCUAUGUUUGUCAUGCGGAAGUAAAUGCUAUUCUUAACACAAAUCACGCCUCUGCUGCUGGACAACGGCUUUAUGUGACCAUGUUUCCCUGCAAUGAAUGUGCCAAGAUCAUAAUCCAGUCAGGAGUUUCUGAAGUGGUUUAUUUUGUGGAGAAGUUAGAAAGUUCUGAUAUUGCAUAUACUGCUUCUCACAAGCUACUAUCAUUGGCUGGUGUUAAGGUCAGGAAACAUCAACCACUUAUGAACGAAAUUCAUCUUAAGUUUGAGGAACGCUAGGUUUCGAAGAUUGACACAAAUUUAAGGUGGUCUUAGUAUCUUCUGAGUUACUGGGUAAUGGCUAUCAAAUUUGGAAUACUAAGUUGCAUUAUAUAGUAUAUUUAGGGAAAGUUCAUGGGAUGAUGAACAAGCUAGGAAACCAACAUACACAACGGUGUUGUUAAAAAAAAUGUAUUUUACUGUAAAACGUGCCAAAUUUGGCCAAAAAAUUUUAAUAUGGAAUGUUUUUGUAGUUA